UGCCUACCCUGAGUUUUUGAACGACAGCAGUUGUGAAUGAUUGAUGGGUGUGUGACCCCCUUUUCAGUUGUAUUAAGUUUCUAUUGUAUUAAAACAUCAUAAACUACCAUUUUCUGUAUGUAUUCUUUCACUGGAGUCGAAUACCAACUAUGGGCAUGAUGAAUAACAUGAUAAUCAAAUGUGCAUCUGAUAUGUAAAACGUUUGCUUUUCAAAUGGGAUAGACAAAACAAUGAAUUUCUUAUAGCAUAGUGAAUAGAUAACAUGGUGUGUGCUCGCAAAUGUGUAGGUUUGGCUUGAAAAGUGGUGGGGGUACAGUGUUACAAUGUCAAAUUGUCCAUGUAUAGUAUUUUUGCAUUAUAUUUGUGAAAAAGUGGUGGAGACAAGCUAGGUCUAAAAAGUGGUAUGGACAUCGUGUCCCCACCAUGCACACCUGAAAUUACACCCAUGUGUUCCUAUGUACAGUCAAAGCCACAGUCGGACUAGUGCUACUGCCCACAAUGGACUACAUUAACCACAACGCUGUAGUUCUAUUUGUUAGCUGCCGUCCGUUUACGGCAAGCGAACGAGGAACUGCAGGGCGGGCGCGCGCGCACGCACACUAGUCUGUUGGCAGACAAAGUGCUGAUGAGACAUCGAAAGCAUGAACGGUUUCAAUAUAAUUUUACAGCAUCGAUCUCAAGGAUUGGGAAUCGCCGAAAGCAGGACAGUGUCUACAAGGACGCAUUGCAUGUAGAUGCAAGAUAAAGCCCUCACAUGCACAUACACACGCACAUGUAACCAGUAGUAUUCUCCCAGGGAAAGCAUAACACCAAGGAGGGCAUUUAAUGAACAUUGUUGUCCUUGUUGUGUCUACUUGUUCUUCAGAAACAUUCUCAAUGGUAUGCAGAUCGGUUUCUAUACGAAACUGCUACACAAUAGCCUACUGAGUAGUAUUUCACCUAGCUCCAAAACUCACUACAGCGACAACUAUCAAACACAGGUCUACCUCACCAUAAAUAAAAGAAACGCAACACUCCGCGGAUGAACAGAAGUUAGCCAUUUUUUGUUGUUUUUCUUUUAUUAAAAAAGCCAUUUGAACUUCCUGUUAAUAACUGGAAACAAUAGCCUCAAACAAAGCAAGAAUACACGCACAUACAGAUACAGACACGUCAUUAUAGCUGAGAAGUUCUACAGCGAAAAAUUUCCCAGGGCAACACCACCACCACAGUGCACAGUCUGCACACACAUUCCCACAUUCCGUACGGGUCAAGGGUAGGGUCAGGUUCAGGGUUACCGUGAGGUCACACACGCACACACCGCCACCACCACCGCCUCCUUCUUUCUUGUCUCCCCUCACCCCUCAACUGCAGCAACAGCAGCUUUCCCACAAUCCCGCUUGUUUCCUGUUUUUGCCCGUCCACCACUUUGGGGAACAACCACCACUGCCGCCACCUGCCAUCAUCACGCUUUUCCCCGAUGGAGCAACCUGGAGCUCACACCCCCCAUCCGCUCCCAGUGAGCUGACUGGCUCCCUCCCCGCUCUCCCCUACUCCUCCUCCCUCUCUCUCCCCCUCCAAGAACAUCCAGUGAGGAGGAGUGUGGAGUUUACACUUUAACCUUUGAACCCCCCAAGCCAUCACCAACAUCACCACCACCUCACUCCUUACCGCUGCAACCAUCAGAGAGUGACCCUGUCACCGUCACCCGUCACUUGCUUGUUGUCAUGGCGACGUCGGUGCGCUUCACGGUGACGCCAACCAAGGCGGAGGACGUGCCGGGCCUGUCGGACACCUCGCCGGACGUCAGCCUGCGCUCGGGCAACCGCGUGCACUUCGGCUCGCGGGAGAGCAUCAGCCGCAGCGAGCCCCAUAGCGAGGGGGGUCACACGGGCGCCGACACGCCGGACCAGUGCAACUCAGAGCAAGGUGAUGGCAAGAUCUCCAGUGUGUACAUCAAUAACUCCCAUGGUGUCGACGAUGAUGACUUCUAUGACAGGAACCUGGCCUUGUUUGAGGAGGAGAUGGACACUCGGCCGAAGGUGUCGUCUUUACUCAGCCGACUGGUCAACUACACCAACCUCACACAGGGGGCCAAGGAGCACGAGGAGGCCGAGAGCAUAGGGGACAAGCGCAAGAGCGGCAAGGUUGUCAAUGGGAAAUUGCAUUCCGACCUAUCUCCCCAGAUGGGCACGUUCAUGGGCGUCUACCUGCCGUGCCUGCAGAACAUCUUUGGCGUCAUCCUCUUCCUCAGGCUGACCUGGGUGGUGGGCUGUGCCGGGGUGCUGCAGGCCCUCUGCAUCAUCUUCAUAUGCUGCUGCUGUACUCUGCUGACUGCUAUCUCUAUGAGCGCCAUAGCAACGAAUGGGGUUGUACCAGCUGGUGGUUCGUACUUCAUGAUCUCGCGGUCGCUGGGUCCUGAGUUUGGGGGAGCGGUGGGCCUCUGCUUCUACCUGGGCACCACCUUUGCAGGAGCCAUGUACAUCCUGGGAGCCAUCGAGAUCCUGCUGCUCUACAUAGCGCCGGGCAUGGCGAUCUUCGUCGCGUCGGACCUGUCGGGCGAGCAGUCGGCCAUGCUGAACAACAUGCGCGUGUACGGCUCCAUCUGCCUGCUGCUGAUGGCACUGCUGGUCUUCGUGGGCGUCAAGUACGUCAACAAGCUGGCCUCCGUCUUCCUGGCCUGCGUCGUCAUCUCCAUCCUCUCCAUCUACACCGGCGCCGUCGUCUCCGCCUUCAGCCCGCCCCAGUUCCCUGUGUGCAUGCUGGGUAACCGCUCCCUGCGUUCAAGUCGCGACUGCAGCAAGACCGUCCUGGAGCCCCUUCUUCCCCUCCACCCCUCGCUCUCCCCCCCUCCUCCUCAACCUCACUUAACCGACGCCCCCCGCCCAUCCACCACCACCGCCGCCAGCGCCGGCCUCUACUCCAACCUGUCGCUCUCGGAGGCCGGGGACAACGUGACGCUAGGCCCGCCCCUGCCCCCGCUCCCGGGCCAUCCCUCGUCGUCGUCAUCGUCCAUGUCUCCGCCCCCAGCGACCACCGGCCAGCCAAUGGUGGAGGUCUUCUCGUCACUGUGGCAACGCUUCUGCAACACCUCGGAGUCCAACAGCUCGUGCGAGUACUUCCUGCAGAGCAACGUCAGCCAGCUUGAGGGCAUACCUGGACUGGCCAGCGGAGUUAUUAAAGAGAACCUGUGGAGUGCGUACCUGAGUAAAGGGGAGGUGAUUGAGCGGGGCUCUCUCCCCUCCCCAGACUCCACCCUGCAGCCCAAUCACCUGCCCUACGUCUUCGCCGACCUCACCACCUCUUUCACCGUACUCGUCGGAAUAUUCUUCCCCUCCGUCACAGGCAUCAUGGCGGGCUCCAAUCGUUCAGGCGAUCUGAAGGAUGCUCAGCGCUCCAUCCCCAUCGGCACCAUCCUGGCCAUCCUCACCACCUCCUUUGUCUACCUGAGCUGUGUGGUGCUGUUUGGGGCCUGCGUGGAAGGAGUGGUGCUCAGAGACAAAUUUGGCGACUCCGUGAAGAAGAACCUGGUGGUGGGCACCCUGUCUUGGCCCUCCCCCUGGGUCAUCGUGAUUGGCUCCUUCUUCUCGACGUGCGGCGCCGGCCUCCAAUCACUGACCGGCGCUCCUCGUCUCCUUCAGGCCAUCGCUAAAGACAACAUCAUCCCCUUCCUCAGAGUGUUCGGCCAUGGUAAGGCGAAUGGGGAGCCAACUUGGGCUCUGCUGCUCACCGCACUCAUCGCUGAGCUGGGAAUCCUCAUCGCAUCUCUGGACCUCGUAGCUCCCAUACUCUCUAUGUUCUUCUUGAUGUGUUAUCUAUUUGUGAAUCUGGCGUGUGCACUACAGACGUUGCUCAGGACACCCAACUGGAGACCGCGAUUCUCCUACUACCACUGGACGUUGUCCUUCCUGGGCAUGACGAUCUGCCUGGCGCUGAUGUUCAUCUCCUCCUGGUACUACGCCAUCGUGGCCAUGGCCAUCGCUGGAUGCAUCUACAAGUACAUCGAGUACCACGGGGCGGAGAAGGAGUGGGGUGAUGGCAUCAGGGGUCUGUCCCUCAGCGCUGCUCGCUUUGCCCUACUCAGGCUGGAGGAGGGAGCCCCUCACACUAAAAACUGGAGACCUCAGCUGCUGGUCCUAUUAAAGCUGGAUGAGGACGCCCAUGUCAAGUCUCCUCAGCUGCUGACGUUCGCUGCCCAGCUGAAGGCCGGUAAGGGCCUGACCAUCGUGGCCACGGUACUCGGCGGAAACUUCCUACACAGCUACGGAGAGGCGCUGGCCGCCGAACAGACUCUGAAGCACCUGAUGGAGAAGGAGAAAGUGAAGGGUUUCUGCCAGUGCAUCGUGGCCCAGAAGAACCGGGAGGGCAUCAGCCACCUGAUCCAGUCCAGUGGGCUGGGGGGCAUGAAGCCCAACACUGUGGUCAUGGGCUGGCCUCACACCUGGAGGCAGAGCGAGGACCCCCAACACUGGAAAACAUUCAUCAACACGGUGAGGGUGACGACGGCAGCCCACCUGGCCCUCCUGGUCCCUAAGAACAUCUCCCUCUACCCCACCAGUAGCGAGCCCUGCACGGACGGCACCAUCGACGUCUGGUGGAUCGUCCACGACGGGGGCAUGCUGAUGCUGCUGCCCUUCCUAUUGCGCCAACACAAGGUGUGGCGUAAGUGUGCCAUUCGCAUCUUCACGGUGGCCCAGAUGGAGGACAACUCCAUCCAGAUGAAGAAGGACCUGGCCACCUUCCUCUACCAGCUGCGGAUAGAGGCCGAGGUGGAGGUGGUGGAGAUGCAUGACAGUGACAUCAGUGCGUAUACGUACGAGCGGACUCUGAUGAUGGAGCAGCGAUCGCAGAUGCUGAGGCAGAUGAGGCUCUCCAAGUCCGACCGCGACAGAGAGGCCCAGUUAGUCAAGGACCGCAACUCCAUGCUGCGCCUGACCAGCAUCGGCUCAGACGAUGACGACGAGACAGACGGAUGCUCGGCCGCGGGAACAUCGACAGGAGCAUCAGGCGGAGGAGGUGACAGGGGAGCAGGAGGUGACCGUUCAGGAGGAGGAGGAGGAGGAGGAGGAGGCGGCUCGGAGAACCACCGCGUGCACAUGACGUGGACCAAAGAGAGGGCGCAGCGAGCCCUGGCACACACCCAGCAGACGCACUCACACUCGGGCUGCAGCACGCCAGAGGGCUUCAGGGACAUGCUCAGCAUCAGGCCUGACCACUCCAACGUGCGGCGCAUGCACACGGCGGUGAAGCUGAACGAGGUGAUCGUCAACAAGUCCCAUGAUGCUCGGCUGGUCCUGCUCAACAUGCCGGGCCCGCCCAGGAACCCAGAGGGAGACGAGAACUACAUGGAGUUCCUGGAGGUACUAACGGAAGGGCUAGAACGCGUGCUAUUGGUCCGAGGAGGAGGAAGUGAGGUCAUCACCAUCUACUCCUGAUCUGCAAAGAAUCGAGAAAGGAAAGGAAAGCAAAGAAGAAGAAGAGGAAAAAAAGAAAGAAAUGUGACGUUUUUAUUUUUUGCCAACAAGUGAGGGAGCAACAAGGGAGGUCUUAACUUGGAGCUGUGCCUCCGGAAUAUCCAACCCUACUCCAACCCCCCGAUCCCCCCAAACCCCGCACCAGCCCAGUAUACCAAUGGACAACUACAGAACUAAAGGCAUUUUGCAUUGUUGUAGUCGCCCCUCCCCACCACUCACCAUCCAGAUAUCCACCACUUCCAGCCGCCCAGAGUAUGGAUACCGACCAACAUAUCGCAUCGUCCCCCCUGCCCGUGAAACCUCCUUCGCUAGUCCUCCAUGAUGAGUUUUUUUUUAUUAUGGCCAUUAAUGUUCUCACGUUAUACCACUUCCUGUCCGCGAAGAAGACCACUCGAGAAACCCUUUUGAAAAAGCCAAUCCACAUUCCACCCUGUUCCUGGAGUGUGCCGAGUAUUAACUUUAUUUUUUGUUUGUUUUAGUUUUUGUGUGCCCUUGUGCGGACCUGUGCAUAUGUGUGUGUGUGUGUGUGUGAGAGCGAGAGAUAGAGAGAGAGAGAGAGAGAGAGAGGAAGAAACAGACAGAGAGAGAGAGAGAGGAGUGGGGGUGGCUCCAGUGUAAGGCCUAUGACUUAAAUUCUUCAAAGGUUACAAGAUGGGAGUGAGGGGGGAAAAAAUAAAAUCGGGGACCAUUGGUGAGCUGGCAAAUAGGACAGACAGACAGACAGACAAACCGUGUGUGUGUGUGUGUGUGUGUGUGUGUGUGUGUGUGUGUGUGUGUGUGUGUGUGUGUGUGUGUGUGUGUGUGUGUGUGUGUGUGUGUGUGUGUGUGUGUGUGUGUGUGUGUGUGUGUGUGUGUGUGUGUGUGCGCAGAGCAGUGAUGUGGACCAAUGAUUAAACCACUCAAAAACGCAGUGGAACAGAAGGGAGCGGAGCAGAGCUGUGUGUUCCAUUGGAGUGACUCAGGGUCUCAGGAGUAGCUUCAGUAGGUUUGAUAUUGGACCAGGUGUGACAGGGUUGCUCGACCGUGUGUGUGUGCGCGCGUGUGUGUCUGUGUCUGUGUGAAAGAGAGAGAGAGAAUGAGAGCGAGAGAAAGACAGUGUGCUCUACAGUGUCGAUUGAGGGAGAUUGUACUCUUUGUACAAUAACAAAAGUGUGUGUGUGUGUGUCCGUGCCCGUGUGAGUGUGUGCGUGCAUGUGUGUGUGACUGAGUAUGUGUGAGGCUGUGUGUCUGUUUCAGGUAACUCGUACUCUCUGUACAACAACAAAAGUCAGCUUAUUGGAUAUGUGUGAUCACCAAGAGGAGUGUGGUGUUGGUUCUUGGUUACGAGCCAUGUAAAUGAAUGUGUUCAUUUGUGCGUGCGUGCGUGUGUGUGUGUGUGUGUGUGCGCGCGCGCGCGUGCGCGCGUGUGCCAUGCGCUGAAGCUGGAGCUGGAAUUUAUUUUGGAGGGGAAAUGGGUUGCCAGAUGUCAAAAUGGGUUAACAGUGUUGUAGCAAUAUACUGUAGAUGUGGCGUUGUUGCAUAUUGGACCACAACCGAAACCAUCACAAAAGCAUGCUGUUUCAAAGAUGUCUAAAGUGUUCUAACUGUGGUCUGCAAAAAAGCUGUGUGAGUGUGCGUGCCUACGUGCAUGAGUUUGAGAGACAGUGUGAGUGUGAGAGGCGUGCGUGUGUGCGUGCGUGUGCGUGUGUGUGUGUGUGUGUGUGUGUGUGUGUGUGUGUGUGUGUGUUUGUGUGUGUCAGUGUGUGUCAGUCAGAGUGAUAGGGAAAGUAUGCGUGGUCAUGAAAUUGCUUGUAUAAUCCAACGGGCAAAGAUACUGUAUCGGUGCGCCAUUGUGUUUUUUGCUCGACACCUUUGCUAUCUUGUGCUGUCCAAUCCACCACCAAAUCUAUACCUCCUCUGCCAUCGUAUCAUGCAGUCUCUGAGCUGUGUGUGUGUGCGUGUGUGCGCGCGUGUGUGUGUCCACGCCUGUGUGUGUUUGUGGGCACUUGUGUACGUCAGCUGCCUACAUUGACGCCUGUGAACUCAGCUUAUCAAGUAAAUGAGGAGAGGAGUGGGGAAGGAGGCAUUUUUAUUACACUUACCUUGUCUCUCAGUGUUGUUCAUUUCAUGUGCAGGGAUUGUAUUUUUUUGUCUUAUUUCUUGGCUUGUAUAUACUCAAAGAUGUCCCAGGUUUUAUCUUCUUUUUUUAAAAAAACGUCAUCCGUUGGAAAAAUGGACAACUGCUUCGGAACUGGGAAUAAACCAAUUUUGUGAAGAA
Engraulis encrasicolus (European anchovy) is the source of this 7707-nucleotide messenger RNA. Its product is annotated as solute carrier family 12 member 6-like. Gene Ontology annotation, cellular component: plasma membrane. The transcript is spliced from 27 exons. Gene Ontology annotation, molecular function: potassium:chloride symporter activity. Gene Ontology annotation, biological process: chloride ion homeostasis; potassium ion homeostasis; chloride transmembrane transport. Bases 1704 to 5411 code for a protein of 1235 amino acids. The record is from RefSeq and is a predicted model, not a curated record. Lineage: Eukaryota; Metazoa; Chordata; Actinopteri; Clupeiformes; Engraulidae.